Molecule: messenger RNA, 1973 nt
Organism: Zingiber officinale
Lineage: Eukaryota; Viridiplantae; Streptophyta; Magnoliopsida; Zingiberales; Zingiberaceae
Product: katanin p60 ATPase-containing subunit A1-like
Exons: 7
Coding region: 101-1651 (516 amino acids)
Biological process (GO): microtubule severing
Cellular component (GO): microtubule cytoskeleton
Molecular function (GO): microtubule severing ATPase activity; ATP hydrolysis activity; microtubule binding
Source: RefSeq, a predicted model, not a curated record
ACAAGUGGUGGUCGGCGUCUGUUCUGACUUUUACAGGCUCAACUGCAUCUCCUCGCCGAAUUCUUCUUCCCGACCAAAAUUGGGAUCUCGUGAUCUGGCAAUGGCUGCUACCCUAACGGGCCUUCAAGAUCAUAUCAAGCUCGCGCGAGAGUACGCGCUCGAGGGUCUCUACGACACCUCCAUCAUCUUCUUCGACGGCGCCAUCGCUCAGAUCAACAAGCAUAUGAGCACUCUGGAUGAUACUGAAAUUCGUGCAAAAUGGAUGAGUUGUAAGAAAGCUAUUUCUGAGGAAGUAGAUAUUGUGAAACAAUUGGAUGCUGAAUUAAGGGCUUUUAAAGAAAUUCCAGGGACAAGGAGGUCCUCUUCACCCCCAAUAUCAGCUAAAUCCUCAUUUGUUUUCCAACCAUUGGAUGAGUAUCCAGCAUCGUCUGGUGCCUCUGAUGAUCCUGAUGUUUGGCGACCACCCAGCCAAGACUCUCAGAGUAGAAGACCAUCAAGAACCGUUCGGCCUGGUACAAGGAAUUCCAACCAAGAUGCUAAAUGGGCACGUGGUUCUUCUAAGACAGGAACAAUUGGAAGGGCAGCUAACUCCAGUGCAAGUAAAAGUAGUUCAAAUGCAAGGUCAUCAGCUGCUGCUGGUAAGAAGGGAAAAUCAAGCUCUAGUAAGGUUGAUUCUCAGAAUGGUGAUGCAGAAGAGGGAAAACAGAAAAAGGGGCAAUACGAAGGUCCUGAUGCUGACUUAGCUGCAAUGCUUGAAAGGGAUGUCUUAGAAACUACUCCUGGGGUGAGAUGGGAUGAUGUUGCAGGACUAAGUGAAGCCAAAAGACUCCUAGAGGAAGCUGUAGUUCUUCCUCUAUGGAUGCCUGAGUACUUCCAGGGAAUUCGACGGCCAUGGAAGGGAGUUCUAAUGUUUGGCCCACCUGGUACUGGAAAGACUCUUUUAGCAAAGGCUGUAGCUACAGAAUGUGGUACAACAUUCUUCAAUGUUUCUUCUGCUACACUGGCUUCAAAGUGGCGUGGAGAGAGUGAAAGGAUGGUGCGCUGCUUGUUUGAGCUUGCAAGAGCCUAUGCUCCAAGUACAAUAUUUAUUGAUGAAAUUGACUCUCUUUGCAAUUCUCGAGGAGCUUCAGGUGAGCAUGAAUCAUCUAGGAGAGUGAAGUCAGAACUUCUAGUUCAGAUUGAUGGAGUCAACAAUAGCUCUACUGGUGAAGAUGGUCAAAGGAAAAUUGUGAUGGUCUUGGCAGCUACCAAUUUUCCUUGGGACAUAGAUGAGGCAUUAAGGAGGCGGCUGGAAAAGAGGAUUUAUAUACCUCUUCCUAACUUUGAAAGUAGAAAAGAGCUUAUAAAGAUAAAUCUUAGAACAGUUGAGGUAGCUGCAGAUGUAGAUAUAGAUGAGGUAGCCCGUCGAACCGAAGGAUACAGUGGAGAUGAUCUCACAAAUGUUUGUCGUGAUGCAUCAUUGAAUGGUAUGAGACGCAAAAUUGCUGGUAAAACCAGGGAUGAGAUCAAAAACAUGGCAAAAGAGGAGAUCUCAAAGGACCCUGUGGCAAUGUGCGACUUUGAAGAAGCACUAGCCAAAGUCCAGAGGAGUGUUUCCAGUGCUGAUAUAGAACGCCAUGAGAAGUGGUUUUCAGAGUUUGGAUCUGCAUAGGUGCGUCUUGUACCGAUACUGAAAGACAUCAGAAUUGAUUUUGAUGCUUCAGGUUCAUCGGCAUUAAAGUAUUGCAACCGGAAAAGUUGCUUUAUGAUCUGCUCUAUAGUUGGGUGCUGACAUGCAUAAAUUAUUAGCUGAUUAAUUUGUGGCACGGAUGCUGUGUUAAAGCUUUCUCAAGCGACCAUGUUUCUAUAUGAGAGUCUGUUUGUGAGCUGUGAUUUGUAUUUCUACGCCUUUUUUGUUGUAUUUUCCAACACUAGAAUGUUGUCUUCCAAAAAACCUUUUAGUGCAGUAGUCUCUGAGAUUUGUUAAGUGAACA